CUACAAUGUGUACAAAAAGAUGUGCUACUUACUUUUGUGAUUUUCAAGAAAUUAUAAACUGAUGUUAAUUAUUGUUUCCAUGUCUUGUUAGGAUCAGUUAUACCUAAUCGUAAGAUUGGUAAUCUCAAUCAGAAUAAAGAGACAAUAAACCAAGUAGACUUUUUUACAAAAUGAAGAUAUGUUCAAUGUACUCGAAAAAACAUAUGCAAUAAUCUGAGUAAUUGUUAGAUUUUUAUUGAUACGAUUGUGAUAUUAUAUAGCAUUAUGAUCUGUUUCUCGCAUAGUAACAAAGACUACGCAAUGAAUGACGAGCAGAAGACAUUGAAAUAUCUGGAAGAAGUUGAGGCCAAGGCUGAAGAGAUAUUGAUGGAUAGGCAGGAAAUUGUUGCACUGGAUAAACGAAGGAAUGAUGAUAGAAUGGGGGAGCGGGCUCUGAGGAAUCAAAAAUCUGAUAAAACUUGGAUGGCUGUUGGACCAUUACUGAUAAAAAUGACGACAAACUCUGCUCAAGAGUUGCUUGCAAAAGAUCAAAGAGAGUGCGAUAUUGAAAUCAACAAAAUUAGGAGUGAUUUGAGAGUUAAAGUGAACGAGCUUCGUGAUUUAGAGCACACUCAGCCUGUUCCAGGACUAAUGUUAAAUCCAAUGUCCCGUCAAGAAAUGUUAGCAGUAAAUCAAGUUCUUGGCAAAAGUCUUUGAAUGGUUGAUGUUGAAAGAGAUUCAGAUCGAAAAGUUUGACGAAGUUAAUAAAGGUAAUAUAAAAUACCUGGUUAUCUGUCACUAGUCAUAGGAAACGAGAAGCCGAAAGAAUUUUAAUUUUUAAGAAAAGAAAGUUGUGGUCAAGGAACCAUUGAGAAAAAUUAUAUACAAGCAAACAUUACACCUUAUUACUUGUUUAUAAUUAUU
Molecule: messenger RNA, 903 nt
Organism: Diprion similis
Lineage: Eukaryota; Metazoa; Arthropoda; Insecta; Hymenoptera; Diprionidae
Gene: Pdrg1
Product: p53 and DNA damage-regulated protein 1
Exons: 2
Coding region: 265-696 (143 amino acids)
Source: RefSeq, a predicted model, not a curated record